Messenger RNA from Rubroshorea leprosula, 1025 nucleotides. Lineage: Eukaryota; Viridiplantae; Streptophyta; Magnoliopsida; Malvales; Dipterocarpaceae. The record is from the annotation of a GenBank genome assembly.
AAAUUUCUUUGAUCUUGUGGCUUGAUCUUGUGAUGGCCGUUAAUCCCUCUGCUUCCGAUUCGCUUCCGACUUCUGCCACUGGCUCCGUUCCAGUGAUUGCUUUUGGUUCUGUUCCGCUCAUGAUUUCUGGCUCUGAUUCGGUUGCGGUUUCUGACAUUCCUGGGAGUUAUUCCUUUGCCCUAUAAAUCGAAUAACUGUCUCCCAAACUACAUUCUCUCUUUGACACGCAAUGCAGGAGAUCGUCAAAACUAAGGCCUCCACUGCCAUCGCCAACGCCGUGUUUUUCUCCCAUGUCAUCAUUCUGCGCUCCCAGACUUGAUUCCUUAUGCAUCCUUUCUGCUGCGUCUCCAGCGUUACGGAUCACUCACCGGUUAAACCUGUCCCGCCAGACAUCACCAUGCCUCCGCCUGCAACCACCAUGACGGUAGCCACCAGAUCUGAAUCCACCCGAUCCGCAGCUCUAGUUCACAAUCAAACGAAUAACCAUCAUGGUAAUAGCGCGGAUUUAAAUCGACCGAGCCAGAGAAAUAAAGCGGCGGUUAGGGAGGCGGCUCCGCCACCGGCGGAUGCGAAGAUUAGUGACCUCGUAGGGGUUGGGAUAUCUGGAGUACUGUACAAGUGGGUCAAUUACGGGAAGGGAUGGAGGCCGAGGUGGUUCGUUUUGCAAGAUGGCGUGUUGUCGUAUUACAAGAUUCAUGGGCCUGAUAAGAUCGUCGUUAACCAAGAGACCGAGAAGGUUGCAAGGUUAUUGGCGAAGAUUCCAUGCGCAUAAUCUCCGGCCACAAGAAUUCUCACUCUAAUUUCCAUCUUCUGCUUCUGUUUUCGUUCCGGUGACUGUUUCCGGUUUUGUUCCAGUCACAACUUCCGGCUUUGUUCCGAUCUCCACUUCUGGUUUCGCUCCGAUCUCUGCUUCCGGGUUUAUUCCGCCCUUUGCUUCCGGCUCUGUUCCGGUCUCUGCCUCUGGUGGUUCUGUUCCGGUGACUGUUUCUGGUUCUUCCGUUGAUAACGUGGGUGUCCUUCCCUCU